AUGUCACUGAGUAAACAACCAAAUGACCACAUAAAACGGCCCAUGAAUGCUUUCAUGGUGUGGUCGCGUGGUCAGAGGCGGAAAAUGGCGCAAGACAACCCAAAGAUGCACAACUCUGAGAUCUCGAAGAGACUGGGUGCAGAGUGGAAGCUGCUUACAGAAAUGGAGAAAAGACCGUUCAUUGACGAAGCGAAGAGAUUAAGAGCCCUGCACAUGAAAGAACACCCAGACUAUAAAUACAGACCACGACGGAAGCCGAAACCGCUUGUAAAGAAGGAACCUAAAUUUGGUUUCGGUAUCAACGGACUCUUGGCACCAGUGCCGAGGCUAGUUACACAAUCAGUACCACAUCCAGUCCACCAAAUGCAGAUGCCGCAUCACUUACUGCCUGAUAAACCAGAUUUGGGACGAGCCUUGUUCCCACCGCUGCCGUACCCAUUCUAUCCUUUCGCGAAGAUUCCUUCUGAUGAUGGAAAGCUAGCAGCUGAGUUGGCACAUUUGCAGGCGCUGUACGGCGGUGCUCUAUAUAGCAGUGCAUUAUACAGUAGCGCCCUAUCCCCCUGCGGCUGCCCCCCGCGCCGCACGCCGUCGCCGCCGGCUGACGUCAAGCGCCCCGUCGCGUACGUGCUCAUGAAAAGUGACGAGGAACCCCCUCAACACGUCAUAUGA
Messenger RNA from Arctia plantaginis, 669 nucleotides. NCBI's taxonomy places the organism in Eukaryota, Metazoa, Arthropoda, Insecta, Lepidoptera, Erebidae. The record is from the annotation of a GenBank genome assembly.